Patiria miniata (bat star) is the source of this 1932-nucleotide messenger RNA. RefSeq lists its product as uncharacterized. The record is from RefSeq and is a predicted model, not a curated record. NCBI's taxonomy places the organism in Eukaryota, Metazoa, Echinodermata, Asteroidea, Valvatida, Asterinidae. The transcript has 6 exons. The coding region runs from base 224 to 1426 and encodes 400 amino acids.
ACAGUGGAAAGAACUGGUAAUGGACAAAUCACAGGUGUACAAGUAUAAAGUCACCUCUGCACGCGCAUGUGGUUUUUGCUGCAUCAAGUUCACCAGAAUCCACUUGAAGGAAAGAAAUGCCUUCAAAGAAAGAAACGCAUUAAAGAAGAUGUAAGACAGGACGACAUAACAUAGAUACAACUGAAAUUAAGGAUAAACUCCGAGAUCGACAAACACCGCGAACAUGAGGCAACUGGCUGCCGAGCUCCGACCCGUGAUCACGGCCGGAUGCGUGCUUGUAUUCCUGCUCCUCGGAGGAAUCCCAUGCACUUCUGGUGCAGGCACAGUACGUUCCCUGCCGCGUGUGUUGAAUGCAAGCCUGAGUGAAAUACGGGACUACUUUUGCGACAGUGAUAUGUGUCGGCCAGGGCCUGCAUGCAAAUUAUGCAGACAAGACCGUGAUCAUGACGCAUAUUGUGAGAAACCACUUGAAGAAACAUCAAAUGGAGAUUGCGACUGGGACCAGGAUCUGUACUGCACCUACAACGAUGCCAGCGUAUGUGUUUAUGAUCAGGACUUCUCAAGCAGCUGCAUGUACUACUACACAAUACUCGGUCCCCUGAUAUAUUGCGUCUGCGAUGGGUCUGAAGUUCCUCGCGGCCUAAGGUGUAGCGACACGACAUCAGCACCAACACAGCAGACACGUAAACCGACAACGUCGAGCCCACCAGAGGCAACACUGCCCUCAUCACAGACCAACGUGGAGGCGAUAAUCAUCGGGUCCGUCCUUUCGGCUGUUCUGCUGUUGGUUCUACUGAUCAUAUUCUGGCUGUGCUGGACAAAGAAACUGACCCUCCUAAGGAGAAGCCAAAAUGCUGCUGGUGACGCACAUGACGGAACGAAUUCAAAAGAUAAAGACCACCCUCUGAAGUUGCAACCACGAGAACUCGGGACAAACGCUGAUCAAAAGCCAGACUCACCAGGCUUAUUGAACCCCACGUACUCCACGUCUUUGGAUUUAAAUCAAGACCAUUACUACUCCAAAAUACGGGACGAAGGUGGCACCCCCGUGGAGGGGCGUAAACGUCAUGCACAGGACGACCAUGUUAGACCUUCAGCUCCGCCCAUUGAUACGGAGGCCCCUGCCGACCAUCAUUAUUUUGUCUUGGAACGGGAUGGUGAACAAGUGGAGACAGACGACCAAGCAGGGUCCCCCGAGGAACCAAACAAUCAUGACUAUUUCGUGUUGGAGAAGGACGACUCCCAACACGGGAAUGAUUAUGGGGAAAACGUGAAUGCGACAGAUGGCGCAACCUCGAGACCAAGGGCCAGUGCAGACGUGUCCUACGAUCACAUCAGGCGAUCAGAACCCGGACAUUCUGAAGACGCCCCUUUGAGCCAGGUCACUGGGUAUGAUCACAUCAAACGGCCUGGUCAGAAUGUAUAGAGGGAGGGCGUUGCAGGCGAUGCGAACGAUUGUUAUGACAAAUCGUAAUCUCUGUAAAAAAAUUGUAAUCUCUACGAAAACUUUACAGUCAUUAAUGUACUCGAGAAACAAAGUCAAUAGCUGAUAGUACAAUCACAACUCAGUGUUAAAUCAUUGUGUUUGGAACGUUUGCAAACAAUUUUGUUUGGGUUUCAUUUAAUAUUUCAUCAAAUACAUAACUGUGUUGAUGCCAUUAUUGUCACUUACACAGAGCCGUUCACCAUAUUGCAUUUAAUUAAAAUUAAUUAAAAUUGAAACCAACACUUCAAUACCAUUAAUCAGUAAGUAAACUGAGGCCAUAUUUUAAGUAUCAUGAAAGGGUACACACUGUUACGAACUACCCUUUGUGUGGAAUGUUGUAUAAAAUAAAGCCGAUGGUUUCAGUCUUUCCGAACUUAUAAUAAACAUGGCUUUCAGUAAUACCAUUAAUGACAUAUUUUGUGUCUGAUUUAAUAGUGCAGUGCUCU